This is a messenger RNA of Myotis myotis, 3173 nucleotides long. RefSeq names its product DEAD-box helicase 31 (gene DDX31). The transcript has 18 exons. Gene Ontology annotation, molecular function: ATP binding; nucleic acid binding. Gene Ontology annotation, biological process: ribosome biogenesis. Gene Ontology annotation, cellular component: nucleus. NCBI's taxonomy places the organism in Eukaryota, Metazoa, Chordata, Mammalia, Chiroptera, Vespertilionidae. The record is from RefSeq and is a predicted model, not a curated record. The coding region runs from base 109 to 1896 and encodes 595 amino acids.
CGGGGUCCUCGCGCGCGUCCCACGUGAGCGCCAGCGGAGCCACGGCCCUAGUUGUCGAGGUCCAGACGCGCCCGCUGGUCCGCGAGUGUCCGUGCCUCCCCGCCGGCCAUGGCAGUCACCGACGGAGCGCCCCUCCAGCUUUCCGAGCCCGCCGCCGCCGCCGCCGGGACGUCCUCCGGGCCCCGCGCGGCCCCGGCGAGGCGGCGAGCACAGGCCACCAAAAGGAAACGCCAAGCGUCCAAUGAGGCUCCCCCAGCCAAACGGGGGAAUGCGGCGUCCUCUCUCCCCGCCAAGAAAACCGCUGCUAAGCCAGCGCAGAGGGGCCUGAAGGGGAAGGCGCAGAAGGUGUUUUCUCGGAAGAAGGCUUUGGCUGGUGCGAGUGAGAAAAGCCAAGAGCAGAAGCCGGGCGUUAAGACUUCAUCGUUGUUUAAAAACAACCCUGAGAUUCCGGAGCUCCCCAGACCUGAGGUCAAGCAGGUGCAAGAAAAGGUGUUUUCUUCAGAUGCUUUUCAUGAGCUGGACCUCCACCCACAUCUGAUUUCCACACUAAAUACAGUCUUGAACAUAUUUCAUAUGACCAGUGUCCAGAAGCAAAGCAUUCCUGCGCUGCUGGAAGGCAGAGACGCUCUCGUGAGAUCUCAGACGGGCUCAGGUAAAACUCUUGCCUAUUGCAUCCCUGUGGUCCAGUCCCUUCAAGCAAUGAAAACAAAAAUACAGCGCGGUGACGGCCCCUACGCGCUGGUGCUGGUGCCGACGAGAGAGCUGGCGCUACAAAGCUUUGACACUUUCCAGAAACUGCUCAAGCCAUUUACCUGGAUUGUGCCUGGAGUGUUAAUGGGAGGAGAGAAGAGAAAGUCUGAAAAAGCCAGGCUCCGCAAAGGAAUCAAUAUCCUCAUCUCCACUCCUGGACGUCUGGUGGAUCAUAUAAAAUCCACAAAGAACAUUCAUUUCAACCGCAUCCGCUGGCUGGUUCUGGAUGAAGCCGACAGAAUCUUGGAUCUGGGCUUCGAAAAGACUAUCACGGUGAUACUCAACGCGAUCAACGCAGAGUGCCAGGAACGACAGAACGUCUUGCUGUCGGCCACUCUCACGGAAGGUGUGACACGGCUCGCUGACAUCAGUUUACACAACCCAGUCAGCAUUUCUGUCCUGGAUAAUAGCUUCGAUCAGCCUUACCUGACAGAUGAAGAGUCUUCUGACGACUCUGACUCACUAAGUGAUGACGACUAUGAUGAUGACGAUGAGGAUGACGAUGAUGAUGAUGAUGAUGAGCUGGACGGCUUUGCAAUUCCGGAGGGUCUUGAGCAGUAUGUGGUCUUGGUUCCCAGCAAACUGAGGCUGGUCUGCCUGGCAGCCUUCAUCCUGCAGAAGUGCAAGUUUGAAACUGACCAGAAGCUGAUCGUCUUUUUCUCGAGUUGCGAGCUGGUGGAGUUCCACUACCACCUCUUCUUCCAGACCCUGCUGGGCGGCGCGGCGUCAGGGCAGUUACCAUCUGGCGGCCCGCGAUUAACAUUCCUGCGGCUGCAUGGCAACAUGGACCAGGAGGAGAGAACAGCAGUGUUCCGCGAGUUUGCACAGGCCGGCCCUGGCGUCCUCUUCUGCACGGAUGUUGCAGCUCGAGGCUUAGAUCUCCCUCAAGUCACAUGGAUUGUUCAGUACAACGCUCCGUCUUCAGCCGCGGAAUACAUCCACCGGAUCGGGAGAACCGCCCGCAUUGGCUGCCACGGGAGCAGCCUGCUCUUCUUGGCGCCUUCGGAGGCAGAAUAUGUCAGCUCGCUGGCUUCUCACAAAAUCAACACUUCUGAGAUGAAGAUGGAUGAUAUUCUGUCUGUUCUGACAAGGGAUGAUUCUUUCCAAGCCAGACGAGGUGGUGGCCAGAAAACGCGAGGAAGGUGACAGUCGCGCUGCGGAGGUGGCUUAACGAAAGGAGGGCAGCACAGAAAGUUUGCAUUUCACAUCAGUUAAGUGGCUGAAAAAAUCCUUGUUAAUGACAACAGCAAAUGUCCACUUUCGUAACACGGCUCCGGAGUGACUUUUCUCCUGACAUUGGAGCGGAGGAUGCCCUUAGGGGGCAUGUACUGUGAAAUCAGCUAGACUGUCAUCAGCCAAACAGGUAGCAGGGUGAUCUGAUUCAACUAAAAACAUUUUCAGGGUGUUCCGUCUCUCUUAAUACAGAGGUGAAUGUCGAUCCUAAAGAAGGGGACUUUUCUUCUCUCCCUUUGUUCCUCCCUGGCAGCUCUCGAAGCGAGAGGCUCAGCGUCUGGGGCAGGCCGGCAGCCGGCCAGGCGCCCCGGUCCUCUGCGGGGUCAGAGGGACCAUGAGCUGGGCCGCCUCGUCUCCCCCGUGACUCGAGGGGAGUGUGCAGCAGAGGCUGAUCGCCCCAUUCAAAGAGUCAACGUGUUAGCCACAUGGGGCUGCACAACGUGUUCUUUUGCAUCUCGGUUUCUCCUUCAAGCCUGCGUGUGUGUUUUAAGAUGUGUAAGAAACAAAACACUCAUUGGGGUGGGGGUCGGGGAGGCGACAAGGAAUGGAAAUCUUUGCGAUGGUUUAAGGAUGAAAGUAUUUUAUUAACGCAUCCCCUUUGUAGGGUCUUUCAAUGCAUACAGAUGCAGUUUCUUAUAGGGAACAGUUUGCUGAGACAGCCCAUGCCUUAACAGGUUCCUGGGAGCUCGGCACGGUGGGCUGAAGGAAUGAUCCGAACGGCCUGGGGGUGAGGACGUGCCCUCUGGAAUCCAGGGUGGGGAUGUUCAGGCAGCUCACCGGGAGCUCGCCCAGAGGAGGGAGGGGCAGAUCUGGGGCCUCUGUAGGAGGUACAAGAGUCAUUUGAGAACAACUUUGCUUCAUUGGUGUUUUAAAUGCCCGAAUUGGACCCGGAAAAUUCCAGAGUGUCUCCAGUGGACUUUCAAUUUGAACGUGAGUGAUAAGAGGCCAGGAAGAAAAGUUAGUAAGUAAAUAAAUAAACAAACCAACAGACCGGGUCUGCUCCGUCACAAAGCCAUCCUUGUCUUUGCCUGACUAACAUCUUCAUAGCCCCUUUUUCCCUGGUAAUAUUGAAAGGAUUACCCUGUUGGCCCCGAGGUGGUUACUGUGUGAUUUUACUGUUAUUAAAUCUAUUAUAAACUGCUUCAUUAUUCCUGCCUCUGACUGUCUCUCCUUUAAUCCUCCCAUCACCC